Molecule: messenger RNA, 768 nt
Organism: Penicillium macrosclerotiorum
Lineage: Eukaryota; Fungi; Ascomycota; Eurotiomycetes; Eurotiales; Aspergillaceae
Product: RlpA-like double-psi beta-barrel domain-containing protein
Exons: 2
Coding region: 1-768 (255 amino acids)
Source: RefSeq, a predicted model, not a curated record
AUGGAUGUCACCUCAACGGAGAAACAGCAUCAUAUCUCAAUGACAGAGCACGGUUCGAGCAUGUCGGAUGCCAAAUGUACACCUCACAAUGCCAAUCCGGCUAUCGCACCGCAGGAAGGAGAUGCCUGGGCCACAAUGCCGAAACGCAAGCCUGUUGCUGACGCGCUGGCAACCAUCGGCGCCGAAACGUCGCCAGGAUUACCGGAUGCCCCAAUCGUCCAACGCGCGACCGUUACACCGAAACGGGCAUGGCCACUCGCCGGCGGAGGCUGCUUGGCGUUUUUCCACGCGCAGAGUCGGGCACGCAAGCGCCUCAUCAUCGGCGGGCUGGCGGGCGUUGUACUGAUUGCAUUGAUCAUUGGUCUUGCGGUCGGACUAACUGUGGGGAAAAACAAACACUCGAAUCUGGCAUUGCCGACCAACAAUGGCGGCCCCUACGAAGGAGAUCUAACCUACUAUAACCCCGCCCUCGGGUCCUGUGGAUAUACCAACACCGACUCGGACUUGGUCUGCGCAGUGUCGCAUAUCCUCUUCGAUGCCGCCUCCACUGGUUCAAACCCCAAUGAUAACCCCCUGUGCGGCUUGAAGCUUAGACUCCGUCGCAAUGGAGAGAGCGUGGACGUCAAGGUUGUCGACCGCUGUGUCGGAUGUGCUGAGACCGAUCUUGAUGUUACGGAGGCGGUCUUUGAGAGAGUGGCUGAAAUCGAUCAGGGUCGAGUGUCCGUGGAGUGGUCAUGGUUAGAGAAGUCACCCGUCACGGUUUCUUGA